AAAUGCUAUUAUAAGUCUAUAGUGUUAAAAUCCCGCCCAAACACAAACAAACAAACAAGAUUUUAGACCUCAAAAAUUCAAAAACAUUUUUGGAAAUUAUUACACCUUCUUCACUCUCUCUCUCUAUCUCUUUCAACAAACUCCCUCAACUAUUCAAUAAUUAUUUCCUUUAUUUUUUGUCGCAAUGAAAAAAUAUAUAAUUUUGUUUAUUAUUCUCAAUUAAUUAAAAAGCCCCCAACAUUUUCAAACCUCUCAACCCAAAAAAAUCAAAAUUUAAAAUCUCAUCUUCGAUCCAAUCCAAUGGCCAACUCCGAUUCUUCCACUCCUCUUCCAGUCUCCGCUCCACUCUCACCCAAGAAGGAGAACAUUAUUCCGGUUGCGAAAAAGAUCGCGGAACUGAAUGAAUCGAGGUCGGAGCUGCUUACUAGAAUUCAAGGGCUGAAACAGGAUUUGCAAAGUUGGAGAUCAAAAUUGGAUACCCAAGUCAAGGUUUACCGCGAUGAGCUUUCAGAACUGAAGAAAUCACUCAACACUGAAGUGGAUCAACUUCGGACUGAAUUCCAAGAUUUGAGGACUACCCUUCAACAACAACAAGAUGAUGUUACCACUAGUCUUAGAAACUUGGGGGACGUCUCAGGAAAUGUUGAAAAGGCCCAAGAUGCCAAGGAUAAAAAAGAAGAAAAUGAAUUGCCCAAGGAGAAAGACAAAGAAGUUGAGAACUUGACGGUCCCCCCCGCAGUGGAGCAUGCAUGAAUGAACAUGGUUUAUAGCUUCGCCUAGUUACCUUUUAAUUAGAAUUUAGAACAGGCCACGACCUUGUUGUCUUCAAUUUUCAUGACAUGAACUGUUAUCUGGAGCAAAUUAUGUAUAACUUUUCCUGUUAUCUUCAAUUGAAGCAUCUUUUUAUGCA
Molecule: messenger RNA, 910 nt
Organism: Humulus lupulus (European hop)
Lineage: Eukaryota; Viridiplantae; Streptophyta; Magnoliopsida; Rosales; Cannabaceae
Exons: 7
Coding region: 301-753 (150 amino acids)
Source: RefSeq, a predicted model, not a curated record